UGCUUUUAUUAUUUGACAAGUCUAAUCUGCUCCAGUUAUUGUCUCUACCUAAUCUACCGUCUCUGCUUAUCUAUUAUUGUAGUAACUGUAGUCGUAUCAACUUGACUAGUAAGUUCGUUGGAAAGUUUUGUAUGCCAAAAAUUCUCUCGCAGAUCUUAUCUUAUUUCCGAGUAAUAUAUAUGUGAUAAGUGGUCAAUGGAUUGUCGUGAAAUCUAUAAAAAAGGUGAAUAAGACUAAAUAAAUGUUUCUUUCGGAUGUGAAAUAAAUAGAUGCGAUACCCUCCGGAAGUACGAUCGAAUGCUCUGCAGACAAUAUAUAUUAAAAUAUUUCUCGUUCAUUGACCUUCGAAUGUGUUGCAUCAAAUGCGCUUUAGGUUCAUCUUGUUGUUCUCUAACGUGAUCGGGAUAGUCACCAUGUCUGCUAUCAUUGGGAUGACUACAAGUACAUUCAAUUAUUUCGCGUUUGGAAGUAAUCUAUGGUCGAAGAGAAUUCUCAUGGAAAGUCCUACAGCAGUAAGGAAAGGAAUUGGAUAUUUAGAGGAUUACAAAGUUGACUUUUUCCAUUAUGCCGCUCGAUGGAAAGGUGCUCCCGCCACUAUUAUAGAAGCCCCCGGUCAACGUGUUUGGGGUGCUAUCUGGGAGAUCAAUUCCUCUAAUCUACCUGAUUUGGACAGACAGGAAGGUGUACAUAAUCAAGUUUACAAGGCAUUAUCUCUGCCGAUUAUAGAUUCCAAGGGAGAUACACUGGAAUGCAGAGUGUAUCAGUUAGUUAAAAAUCCACCAGUACCAGAUUUUGAAGAAGCACAUCGACCGUUCGAAAGACAACCAUCGAAAACCUAUAUGAAAAUUAUACUUGCCGGAGCGAAAGAAUCCGGUCUACCAGAAGAAUAUAUAGGAUUUUUGAAAACGAUCAAACACAAUGGCCAUUCAGGAGAUCCGCGAUUUGAGAUGGAUUUAACGAUCGAAGAUUGAUCACAAUUUUAUAAACUGAUAUAGAAGAAUUUAUUGAAUUUAUAUGUAUAAAAAAAACCUAUUAUCAAAAACAA
This is a messenger RNA of Malaya genurostris, 1045 nucleotides long. RefSeq names its product gamma-glutamylcyclotransferase-like. The transcript is spliced from 4 exons. The record is from RefSeq and is a predicted model, not a curated record. The coding region runs from base 363 to 971 and encodes 202 amino acids. Gene Ontology annotation, molecular function: gamma-glutamylcyclotransferase activity. Lineage: Eukaryota; Metazoa; Arthropoda; Insecta; Diptera; Culicidae.